CACGAGAAACCAAUGAUAUUUGUAUGAUGAGAGGUGUGUAAGGAUCCUCUUUGCUGACUGGUAGACCAGCGAGGACAAGAACUGAUAAGAACACGGUAAUAUUAGCGAUAAAAAAACAUACACACACACACAGGAAAUCAUGGAGAAUGGUUUGACAAAUGGCAGUUCUGUGAGAGAGUGGAAGAGACCCGACCUCCCUAGCAAGUGUACCUAUCAUGUUGGGGCACCCAUCACCGACUCUCCACAUCCUCAUCAAAGGAGGUCUCCCAGACCAAAAAUUCUGCCAAAUAUCUUAUACAGUAUCGGAGACACACCCCUCGUCAGGAUCAAUAAGAUCACUAAAAGCAUGGGAGUGAAGUGUGAAGUUUUGGCAAAGUGUGAGUUCUUCAACGCUGGUGGCAGUGUUAAAGACCGCAUUGGGCUGAGGAUGAUCGAGGAUGCAGAGAGGGCAGGGAUACUGAAGAAAGGGGACACUUUGAUUGAACCCACAUCAGGAAACACAGGCAUUGGGAUAGCAUUAGGUGCAGCAGUGAAGGGUUACAGGUGCAUCAUUGUCAUGCCAGAAAAGAUGAGCAAAGAAAAGGUGGACGUGCUGAAGGCACUUGGAGCCGAGAUUGUGAGGACGCCAACCAGCGCCAGCUUUGACUCCCCUGAAUCUCACAUCGGUGUAGCUCACACACUGUUGCAUGAGAUUCCCAAUGCUCACAUUUUGGAUCAGUACCGUAACCCUAGCAACCCUCUGGCCCACUAUGAUGGGACAGCAGAAGAGAUAAUUGACGCUUGUGAUGGCCAGGUUGACAUGGUGGUGAUCGGGGCAGGCACUGGAGGCACGUUGACAGGAAUUGCCAGGAAAAUACGAGAGAAAUGCCCCAACUGCAAGAUUAUUGGGGUGGACCCCAUGGGAUCUAUCAUAGCAGAGCCUGCAGAGCUGAAUGACAGUGACACCAGUUUCUACGAAGUGGAAGGCGUUGGCUAUGAUUUCAUACCCACAGUGUGCGAAAGAGCGUAUGUAGAUCGCUGGUACAAGUCUCAGGACAAGGAAUCGUUUGUGAUGGCCAGGAGGAUGAUCAAGGAGGAAGGAUUGCUGUGUGGUGGCAGUUGUGGCUCCAACAUGUAUGUGGCACUACAGGCGUGUCAAGACUUUGGACUGAAGGAGGGCCAGCGGUGUGUGGUUAUACUGCCAGACUCGGUCCGAAACUACAUGACCAAGUACCUGAAUGACGACUGGAUGAUGGAGCGCGGGUUCAUGAAGGAGAAAGACGAAGUGGACCCCGGCAACCUGUGGUGGUGGAACCUUAAGGUCAACGCCCUGCCUCUUCACGCCCCGGUCACAGUCCUGCCCACGGUCAGUAUUAAAGACACCCUGGACUUGCUGGCCAAGGAGGGGUUUGACCAGGUCCCUGUGGUGGAUGAGUCGGGAGACAUCAUCGGCAUGUUGACGUUGGCACACAUUCACUCCCAGGUGUUGAGGGGCAAGGCCACCACCGCAGACCCCGUCAGCAAGGUCAUCUUUAAGCAGUUUAAACAGGCUCCUCAGGUGCGUUUGGACACAUCACUGGGCAAGCUGUCCCGAAUGUUGGACACUGACCACUUUGUCCUGGUGGUACAUGACCAGAGGCAGUAUGAAGGCAAUGCCACAGAGUCUAAGAAGCAGAUGAUCUUUGGCAUUGCAACCAGGAUCGACUUGCUCAGUUUCAUCACCCGUAACAAGGAUAUGUAUGUCAGCAAUGGGGUGUAAGAUGUACCAGAGAAGACGUCUCUUCUAAUACUAUGAGCAACACAGCAUAAUUCACCUUGUUAUAGGUGUUAGAUUUAGAUUUUAAAAGUCAUUUUUUACAUAGUAAGAUCAUGUAAUUUCACGUCAAUUCACUUGCGCUUCAUGGUGUGUUAUUUAUAGAUUUUUCACUUACUCCACCACAUUUCAUUCAUAAUAUGGCUAUAUCUGCCUGGUAUCACGUGCAUGUGCAACAACAUAUGAAGUAAUAUUUGAAAUUACUUAGAACUACAAGUUGUUGCUCUUACUGUGCAUCAUUUUGUUUCACAAAAUCUUUGCUUUUCUUCACCAUUCUAUUAUCUCUAGUGCAGCUGCAAAUUGAGAUGUUGUUAUUGUGUUUUAAUUUACAAGGUUUCACAGCUGUUUCCCCUCAGCAUAAUCACACAGUUAAAGUCACUAAUAAAUUGAAUAACAUCAUUCACCACCCAGUAGGAAUGCUAUAAUUUUAAGAAAUUAUGACUUAAUAAAAUACAGCAUGUGUACAAUUCACAAUUCUCCCCCAUUGAAAAGACUGAGAUAUUACUGUUACAGUAGUUGUGCCCCAUGCUUUACAUUGUAGCAUUUCAAUAACUGGACUAUGAGCAUUUUUAACUUAAUGGCAUGUUAAAACAGACAUUCCACAUUAAUUUAUCACUUCUCAUGUGUAGCAUAAUAGUGACAGAGUUAACCCUCAGCUUGGAACAAACAAAAUGCAUAAAAAAACUGAAACAUUUGUAGGUUUUGGCACAGGGCCUUUUUUUAUUUUAUUUUAUUUUUUUUUUUGACAAAAAAAUUUAAUAGGUUUCAUUUAAAUUGAAAAAGAAAAAGAAACUUAAGAAUAAAUGGAGUUGAAGUGUCGAACAUGUUAUGAGGUUGAUUAUUUACAUGAACUUGUAGUAUCACAGAGGGUCUUUAGGGUUAAACGGUCAAGAAAUGAGAAUUUUGUUAUUACUGGUGAAAAUGAUUUCACAGUCUGGAAUGUUAGAAAGGUAUGAACAUCUUUCAAAUGGUAUAGUUCAAAUUCUAUUUAAAAAGUACUAGCUUUAGGGCUAAGGGUUUUAGAAAGAAUUAUCAUUUGUGAUGUAUUUUUAGGUAAAUGUUAAGAAUUUUUUUUUUCGCUUUGAGUUUUUGUUAUGUAUAAUAUAUAUUUCAGGCUUGUUG
Lingula anatina is the source of this 2914-nucleotide messenger RNA. RefSeq names its product cystathionine beta-synthase. Lineage: Eukaryota; Metazoa; Brachiopoda; Lingulata; Lingulida; Lingulidae. Gene Ontology annotation, cellular component: cytoplasm. Gene Ontology annotation, molecular function: cystathionine beta-synthase activity. The record is from RefSeq and is a predicted model, not a curated record.